This is a messenger RNA of Zygosaccharomyces rouxii, 4761 nucleotides long. RefSeq names its product type I sorting receptor (gene PEP1). Lineage: Eukaryota; Fungi; Ascomycota; Saccharomycetes; Saccharomycetales; Saccharomycetaceae. Bases 1 to 4761 code for a protein of 1586 amino acids. The transcript has a single exon. Gene Ontology annotation, cellular component: Golgi apparatus; membrane. Gene Ontology annotation, molecular function: protein binding. The record is from RefSeq and is a predicted model, not a curated record. Gene Ontology annotation, biological process: Golgi to vacuole transport; Golgi to endosome transport; protein targeting to vacuole.
AUGCUUAUACGGUUGCUGUUUUGUAUUUGGGCGUUUUGGUUCAAAGUAAUAGCAGCUGAAUUCCAACCUAAGGUAACAAGAACAAGUGACUCUACUGUUUUCUAUGUGGCGGCAUUUGAUGAUUCUACAACUCUACUGAGGGUUCAAGAGAAUGGAAUGUUUAUAUCUUUUGACAAUGGAGGCACUUGGCAAGAACCUAAUGGAGCUCCUUCUGGUGUUAUGAUGGUUGACAUUGACGAACAUCACAGACACGAUAGAGCAGUGGCACAAACCAAAGAUGGCCAGUUCUAUCUAACAGAGGAUCAAGGUAAACAUUGGAGAAGUUUGGCAUCACCGAUAGACUCAAAGGAAUACCUUUAUUGUGAUUUAGAUACACAUCCAUUAAGAAGAGAUUAUUUUUUAGUACGCUGUACCAAAUGUCCUGAAAUGGAGAUGGGCUCUUCACAAUUGAUUGAUUUGCAUAAAAGAGAUAGUUUUAUGCCAUCUUGUCAAGAGUUCUCAUACGUUUCUAACAAUGGUGGUAAAGAUUUUAAAAAGAUUGAAUCCCCAAAACAUGAACCUUCACCAGAUACUGAAUACUUGGGAGUAACCUGUGAAUUUGCUUCCAAGUCUGUGGAAUCUACUUUGCCUUCAAGUAGAGAUCUCAUCUACUGUUUUGAUGGUAAAAUGGAUAAGUGGUUUGAUAACGAUUUCACAUUUCAAACUAGUGGUGUUCUUUUCUAUACGGAUGAUUUUGGUAAAUCGAGCAAAGUGGUUGAUCAAUUUAAGGAUUUAACUGUUUCAAAUUUCGAAGUACUAAAUUCUCACAUAUUGGUUUACACUUUAGAAGAUAGAUUCAACAGAUGGUCAGCUUCCAAUUUAUGGGUCUCCAGUGACGGGUUCAAAUUCAGUAAGGCCUUUUUACCAACAAUUCUUAGAGACAUGGAUACUUACGGCACCACAGAAGAUGGAUUGGGACGUAUUAUUCUUCCCCUGUACGUAGAGUCAGAGGAUGACAAUAGAGCAUCACAGAUUUUAAUUUCUGAUUCUUCAGGUUUACAAUUUCGUGUUUUGGAACUGACACCUGAAGAUAAUAUGGAGUUUUCCAUAUUAGAGGCUUCCAAAACAUUGAAGGGCACCAUGUGGGCAGACCUUAUGUCACUUGUAAAAGGUCCACGUUAUAGUGGACAUCCUAGUUUCGAUUUUCAUCAAGUGAGUAAAAUUAGUUUUGAUUACGGUAGCACUUGGUCUAAUUUGAAAGUAGUAGCUUCUCCAAAUCAUCGUAAGGACCUUUUCACUUGUGAUAUUAAUGAUGUAGACCAUUGUUCUUUACACAAGCUUUUCGGUGAUUCUCUACCUACUGAAACUGCUGGCAUUUUAAUGACGUUAGGUACCGUGGGUGAUGGUAGUGAAAAUUCCUGGGAAAAUCUUAUGACUUUUAUCUCUAGAGAUGGUGGCAAAACUUGGGAAGUGGCAUUUGAAUACCCUUGUCAAUUCGCUUUCGGUGAUUUAGGCAACGUUAUUGUAGCCAUGCCAUUCUCUCCGGAUGAAGAUAGCGAUCCUCAGAGUGAAUUUUACUACUCAUUAGAUCAAGGAAAAACUUGGAAAGAGUACCAAUUAGAAGUGCCAAUAAUGCCGACAGAACUAAUAUCUACUACGCCUGACUCGUCGGGUCUCAAUUUUAUCAUUAGCAGUUUCAGUUUGACCCGUGAUAAUGAGACACCCCCAGGAAGCUUCUUUUACACCAUCGAUUUCUCAGAUGCAUUCAAUGGUGAGGUUUGUGGUCCAAAAGAGUUUGAAUCUUGGUAUCUAGCAGGUGGCGAAUGUGUUAAUGGUGCCAAAUACUCAUAUAGUAGGAGGAAACAAAAUUCUCAAUGUUUGGUUCGUAAAUUAUUUGAAGAUUUGGUUUUAACAGAAGAAAUUUGUGACGAAUGUACUGACAAGGAUUACGAGUGCUCCUUUGGUUUUAGCAGAGAUUCCAAUGGCGUUUGUAAGCCUGACUUCAAACCAUUAUCCUUUUCUCCCGAAUGUAUGAAAUCUGGCAAGGACUCAGCAAAAGUGAAGCCAAUGACCAAACUGCCUGGCAACAAAUGCCGUAAAGAAUUAAAAAUAGAACCCCUUGAAGUUCCAUGUACUCAAGGUCAUACAAUCCUUCUUACAGAAAACAAUUUCAAUUCCAAAAUUCAAAUGUAUCAAUAUUUCGACACCAAGCAAGACGAGACCCUAAUCAUUGACACCGCUAGAAACGGCGUCUACAUAUCGCAUGAUUCUGGCCAAAUAGUAAAAAGAUUUGACCCAGGUGAAAACAUAGUGGAAAUCGUUUUCAACACUUAUCACAAUUCAUAUGCAUACUUAUUUGGUGAAAGCGGCAAGCUUUAUGUUACAGCAAACAGAUGUCAAAGUUUUGCAAUUGCUGAACUUCCUCAUUCGAGACAAUUGGGGCUACCUUUAGAGUUUCAUGCUAAGGAUCCUAACACCUUUAUCUAUUACGGUGGUAAAAACUGUAAAGAUAUGUUCAGUCCAUCUUGUCAUCCAGUUGCUUAUAUCACGACGGAUGGUGGAAAGUCUUUCACCAAAUUACUCGAUAAUGCGAUCCAUUGUGAAUUCGCUGGGUCUCUUUUCAAACAUCCUGUUGACGAGAAUUUGAUCUACUGCCAAGUGAAGGAACCUCAAACUAGGAAGAGAACUCUGAUGUCCUCUACUGAUUUAUUCCGUAACGAUAAAAAAGUGGUUUUGGAAAAAAUAAUUGGUUACAUGAACACAGGUGAGUUUAUCGUAGCCGCCGUCCCUUAUGGUGAAAAUGAAUUAAGAGCAUAUGUAACUGUGGAUGGUGCAGAAUUAGCUGAAGCCAAGUUUCCACAGGAUUUGACAGCAACUAAACAAGAAGCAUUCACCGUAUUGGGAUCAGAGACAGGUUCCGUCUUUUUCCACUUGACUACGUUUGAUGAACCAGGUUAUGAAUAUGGUGCACUACUAAAAUCUAAUUCUAAUGGUACUUCUUUUGUCAGGUUACAAUCUGCUGUCAACAGAAACUUAUUUGGUAUGGUAGAUUUCGAAAAGGUGCAAGCGUUAGAGGGCAUUAUUCUUAUUAACGUUGUGGAUAAUUUUGAAAAAGUUGGAACCAAAACGGAGGAAAAAAAACUGAAAUCAAUGAUAACCUUUAAUGAUGGUUCUGACUGGUCGUACAUUAGGGCACCUCCAAAGGAUUCUGAUUCUAACUCCUAUGGUUGUAACACAAAGCAACUGGAAAAAUGCUCCCUACAUUUACAUGGAUAUACAGAAAGAGAAGACGUGAGAGAUACAUCUUUCUCUGGUUCAGCAUUUGGUAUGCUCAUAGGUAUUGGUAAUGUUGGUGAGUAUUUACUUCCAGAGGAUCAAUGCUCCACUUUCUUCAGUAGAGACGGUGGUGAAACUUGGCGUGAAAUCAAGAAGGGCGCCUAUCAAUGGGAAUUUGGUGAUCAUGGUGGCGUUAUCGUUCUAGUCCCAAAGAAUAGCCUGACCGACAGAAUCUUUUACUCUAUCGAUAUGGGCGAGACUUGGUCGGAUUACAUUCUACAAGGUGCGAAGGUUUAUAUUCAAGACAUAGUAACGGUUCCCGGUGAUUCUGCCUUAAGAUUCCUUCUAAUCGCUUCCUCUUCUUCUGUGACUGGUGGCUCUACAAAAACAUUCACUGUAGACUUCUCUAACGUGUUCGAAAGGCAAUGUUCUCUUAACCCAGAUAGACCUGAUAAUGAAGAUUUCAAAUUUUUUUCACUGGGCCAGUCUGAUUCGAAAUGUUUGUUUGGUCACCAAGAAAGAUAUCUCAUGAAAGAUAAUUACGAUUGCUUUGUUGGUAAUGCACCUCUUUCUGAAUUCCGUGAAAUUACCAAGAACUGUUCUUGUACCAGAGCUGACUUUGAAUGUGAUUAUAAUUAUGUCAAGGCACGGGAUGGAACUUGUACGUUGGUAGAAGGUUUGAGUCCAGCAGGCCCCUCCGAUAUUUGCAAAAAACAGCCCGAAUUGAUAGAGUAUUUCCAACCAACCGGUUACAGAAAGAUCCCACUUUCAACAUGUGUUGGCGGCUUGACACUUGAUGGUGUGUUAUCGCCUUUACCUUGUCCAGGUAAGGAGAAGGAAUUUAAAGAAUUACAUGGUGUCAAAAGUGCCCCUUAUUUCUUUACAUUCUUAGUGUUUUUCCUCGUAUUGCUUGUCAUUGCAUGGUUUGUCUACGACCGUGGGGUUAGAAGAAACGGUGGAUUUGCCAGAUUUGGUGAAAUUAGACUUGAUGGUGAUGACUUGAUCGAAAACAAUAAUACAGAUAAAAUGGUCAAUUCGAUUGUAAAAUCAGGAUUCUAUGCUGCUUCCGCAAUCUUUUCAAGUUACCAGCUCCUGAAACGUUCUAUGGGCCGUGCUGUUUGGAAGUUGAGUGAGAAAUUUGGCAGAAGGAGUGGUCCAACUUACUCUUCACUACUCCAUGAUCAAUUUUUGGAUGAAGCUGAUGACUUGUUGACAGGUCAUGAUGAAGAUGCCAAUGAUCUCGGCAGCUUCCUAGCAGAACAAGGAAAUUUUGAAAUUGAAGAUGAAGAUAAUGAAUUACCCCCACUACGUGCACCAUUUACAGAUGAACCACAUAUGGAAUCUACAGAAACAGCAGAACCUGUGGAACCUGUGGAACCUGUGGAACCUGUGGAAUCUGCAGAACCAACAGAAACAGCAGAACCCUCAUCAUCCCCACCACAAGAGAACUAUAAUGAUGAACACCACGACAAUAAAGAUGACGAACAAGAUUUAGGAGCACAGUAA